Molecule: messenger RNA, 2878 nt
Organism: Cebus imitator (Panamanian white-faced capuchin)
Lineage: Eukaryota; Metazoa; Chordata; Mammalia; Primates; Cebidae
Gene: LSP1
Product: lymphocyte specific protein 1
Biological process (GO): signal transduction
Molecular function (GO): actin binding
Source: RefSeq, a predicted model, not a curated record
AUGGAGGGCAGGGCAGGGUGCCCUCUCUGGGCGGCUGGCCACAUGCACCAGGCCAGGCCCCGGGGAACGGGGCCACUGGGCCUCCCCCCAGCUGCGGUGGGCAGGGAGAGGGUGCCAGGCGGGCCGUGGGUGCAUGUGAGGGCAGAGACUGCUUGAGGCUUCUCCUCCUCCAGCCCCUGGCAGCUGCCCCGCCUCCUCCUCCCCCAGCCCACCAGCACUGCCCACGCUGUGGUUCUACUCACACCUUUUCCCGGGGCUUCUGACAGGCUCUGAGCCCCCAGGAUGAAGGGCCCAUCCUUGCCGUGGCUUCUGGGGCCUCCCAUGGGAUCCACUGGACCCUGGGCACCCUUCUGUCACCUUCACUUCACAGAGCAAGAAAUGGGACUUGGGCUGAGCUCACCUGCCCUGGCGCAGCACACCAACCCUAGGCGGGGGACUCCUCAGGGCCAGGGAGGGUGCCGGGGCUCAUCUGCCUUCAGGCGUUGGGCCAGCAUGUCGCCCUUUUCCAGCCUGUUUCCUCCUCUGUAAAGUAGUGGCGUGGCACCCCGUGCAGUCGGGUAGGAGAGCAGAGUUCUGAGGGCCCAGCCUGGGCAGUCUCAGAGCUAUCCCUCUGCGCCAUCAGCCGCUCUGAGUUGCCUGUAGUGCCCUUCCUCCUCCUCAACCCCUCCAGGCUUUUAAGCAGAGUUGAAUAGCCACCUCCUCCAUGAAGCUGGGAGGCUGUCCUGCUCCGAACACCUCUGAUGGCAUGGAGCACGCAGGCCGGACCUCGAGAUCCUGGGCGGCAGGGCUGGCAUCAGUCAGCUUGCCACCACCCACCCAGGCCAGGCACUCCGUGCUGAGACUUUGGGAGGGUGGAGAGCCAGGGACGCCCACAGGGGCGGGAUCUGCAAGGUCUGAGGAGCUAAAGGCAGCCUGGCUCACCCCUCUCCCCAGCUCCCACUUGUUGGGUCCCUGCAGAUGCAGAGAGAUGGCUCUGAUCUCGUCUCCACCUGGCAGGGUCUCUGGUUGCCACCCCAGGUCAGGACCAGCACCAGGAUCUGCGGGAGCCUGGCUGAGCACGCCCCCUUCCUGCCUCCCCUUACCUCUGGGCCCCGUGAGCUCGUCCUGCUGGCGUCCAGGCUCUGCUGGGGCCUGCCCAGGUCAGACCUCCCUUCCCUGCCCAGCAGGAAUGUGUCCUCCUGCUGUCCCCCAGGAGCUCCAUGGCCUGGGAUUUGAGAAGUGCCUGGGGUCCAGCCCCCAGGCUCACCAAUGCCACUUAACAAAUGGGAAACUGAGGCCCAAGAGAAAGCAGUGCAACACCCGGGGGAUCGGCAGAGCCCUGGCCUGGCUGUGUGGGGGCUCACCCCCUUGUCACUCGGUGCUCGGCCAUGAGCAUCCCUCCAGCGGGCCCAGCGCCCGCUGCAGCCCCAGGCUCACAGCUCAGUGGAGCGUGGAGGACAAGGGGGAGGCCGCCCCAGAACAGUGCCAGCAUGAGCGAGACAGGCAGCCGCAGGACCAGGAUGAGGACGGAGGCGGCCAUGUCCCUGAACAGCCAGAGCAGGAGACACUCCUCAGCCUGAAGGCCUCGGAGGCCCCUGAACUGGAUGAGGAUGAGGGCUUUGGUGACUGGUCCCAGAAGGCAGAGCAGCAGCAGCGCGAGGGGGCCCAGGGCACCCCAGACACUGGAGAGCCCUCCCGGUGCAGGGGUCCUGAAGGGGAGCAAGAGGACAGGCCCAGCCCGCAUGCCUGCGGAAAGGGUGAUGGAGAUGAAGGCCUCCUGGGGGAGUUGAGUCUGAGCAAGGAGGGGCCAGACCUGGAGGACACCGUCCAGGACAGCCUGGGGGCCGCCGGGGCAGAGGAGGAACAAGAGCACCGGAAAUGUCAGCAGCCCAGGACACCCAGCCCCUUGGUCUUGGAGGGGACCCUUGAACACAGCUCGCCUCCCCUGAGCCCCACCACCAAACUCAUCGACAGGACCGAGUCUCUAAACCGCUCCAUAGAGAAGAGUAACAGUGUAAAGAAGUCCCAGCCAGACCUGCCCAUCUCCAGGAUUGACCAGCGGCUGGAGCAAUACACCCAGGCCAUCGAGACCUCUGGCCGGACCCCCAAGCUAGCCCGCCAGGCCUCCAUAGAGCUGCCCAGCAUGGCUGUGGCCAGUACCAAGAAUCUGUGGGAGACCGGUGAGGUACAGGCGGCUCAGUCUGCGGCCAAGACACCACCCUGCAAGGAUAUUGUGGCUGGAGACAUGAGCAAGAAAAGCCUCUGGGAGCAGAAGGGAGGCUCCAAGACCUCGUCAACAAUUAAGAGCACCCCAUCUGGGAAGAGGUAUAAGUUUGUGGCCACUGGGCAUGGGAAGUAUGAGAAGGUUCUUGUGGAGGGGGGCCCAGCGCCCUAGGCCUGCCAUCUUGCUUCCUGGGUCUGCAGGUCCAGCCGGGUGGCACCCUCCAUGUACCCAGGGGAGAUUCCGGCCAGACACCCGCCCCCUGCCCUGGCUAAGAAGUCGCUUCCUGUUACCAGCAUGGCCUACCCUCGCCUCUUUGAUGCCCCCUGCUGCCACCUCCUUUUGCUCCUGGACCCUUCAGCCUCCCUGCCCUUCCACUCUCUGACCGCCCGCCUGCCCUGCACCCACCCAGCUCUACUUCUCAUUACUUGGGGGAGGAAAGAAACUCCUGAUCAUUGGCCAAAGGGACUUACCCCUGGAGAGGCCAAGUGCCUUCUAGGAAGGUAAGAGGUUGAGUCACAGCCUGUGCAGAGAGGGCAGGUCACCCCCCAGAUCCGAGGGGAAACCAGAUCAAGAGCUGACUGCGGCCAUGCAGGAGGCUUGAGGCUGAGGUCCCCCCACUCUUUGCUUGCUGCCCCCACCCCGCCAUUUGUGUAAUAAAGCUCCCUGUGUAUUCCC